Messenger RNA from Helicoverpa zea (corn earworm), 3971 nucleotides. Its product is annotated as putative ATP-dependent RNA helicase DHX57. Gene Ontology annotation, cellular component: intracellular anatomical structure. NCBI's taxonomy places the organism in Eukaryota, Metazoa, Arthropoda, Insecta, Lepidoptera, Noctuidae. The transcript is spliced from 18 exons. The record is from RefSeq and is a predicted model, not a curated record. Gene Ontology annotation, molecular function: RNA binding; metal ion binding; ATP binding. The coding region runs from base 111 to 3905 and encodes 1264 amino acids.
UGACAUAAGCAGUCGCGAUUUGCUUGCACACGUCUUGUAAAUUGUACGUUUUUGUCAAAGUUUUCACGAUUUUUUAAUUACAUAUUUCGUUUACAAACACCACCAACAUCAUGGAUCAUGAAAGCAGGCAAUUGGCUCAAGAUUUCUUCCUUCGGGAGCCGGCAGACCCUCGAAUACGGAAGGCUAAAGUGGAACCUCAGGAAGAAGAUCCUCAUCCACACCUUCGGGUUGAGAUGCAAACUGUCCGUCUGAACUCUGAUUCUCAGAAACUUGUGUUGGACACAUUGCGGUUCAUUCAUGGCCCUGACUUUAAACUUGGGAGCGCCAGUCUUUAUAAAGACAAAGGCUCAAACUUAGGCAAUAGAUACUGGAUGGAGCGAGGUAACCUUAUAGUACAAGGUGGGUGUGACUACUCACUGACAGUUAAGCCUGAAAUAGAGACUUCAGAAGCCAGGCUGAGGGCAUUUGCACUAGCUAAGUUGGAAAGAUACAAUUUCCACAAAGCCCACUGUGCAGAAGCUUUAGAAGUUGCUGCUGAGAAUAUAGAAAAAGCACUCGAAAUACUCUUCCUCAAAUAUUUCAAAGUAGACUUUCAAGACAAACCAGAGAGUGUACCCACUGUAGGUGAAUUGCUAGAAAUGAGGAAUGAUGAAAAGGCUGUUCUCGAAUCAAUUUAUGAUAACACCUUUCAAACUAAAGAUCAUAACGUAUGGAUAGUAAAAUUGAAUCUAGAUUACCUUACAAAAAUGUAUGAAAAAGUUGAUGUUCCUAAGAAAAAAGUUAACAUAAAUUACAACCACAAUACUAAAGCAAAACAGAAAGAAGUAUGUAAACUGUAUCUAAAAGGACCCUGUAGGUUUGGAGCUAAAUGCAAGUUCUUACACGAAUCAAAAGAAGAAAAAACUCCAGACCACUUAGACACUAAAGAGAAUACAAAAAUUACUUAUGAGUUAGAAGUAAGGUUUCCGGAAGAUACUGUCUACCCAUACCAACCUCCUUUAAUAUUUUUCAAAACGGAAAAUAAGACUAGUGUUAUACCAGAGCUUACAUGUCUAAAAGUUACUCUAAGGCUUUUAGAUGAAGCAAAAAACCUAGCCCAAGAUGGUAUACCCAGUAUAUACUCACUAGUUGAACUUUUAAACAAUGAAGAUGAGAUAUUGAAUUUUAUACAAUUUGAUACAAGAACGUUCCCUGCUCCAUCGGAUGCCUUAUUCCCUCAAUUGAUAGAAGAUUCUAGUAUAAGUAAAAAUAACUUACCGUCACAUUACAAAAAAGGUGAAAAUAAGGACAAUAGGUCCAAUAUUAAUUAUGAAGAGUUGUUCAAGGAUGAUAAGGAGAUCGCUAAACGGUGGUUAGAGAAAAGAGAUAAUGAUAGAUACAAUAGAAUGAUGUCGGGCAGAAGAAAACUGCCUGCUUGGAAAAAGAAGAAUGAAAUAUUGAAUACCAUAAAGAAAUCACAGGUAGUCGUUAUAAGCGGUGAAACAGGUUGCGGCAAGAGUACACAAGUGCCACAAUACAUACUAGACAAUUGGUUGGAAAACUUCGACAAAGAUGGCGGCGACCACGUUGAGAUCAUAUGCACUCAGCCUAGAAGGAUAUCUGCUAUUGGCGUCGCUGACAGGGUUGCUGAAGAAAGGGUGGAGAAGACUGGCCAAGUUGUUGGGUAUCAGAUAAGACUUGAAAGCAAAGUUUCGUCCAAAACCCGUCUUACAUUUUGUACCACUGGUAUUUUACUACGAAGGCUAGAAUACGACCCGCAAUUAAAGUCCGUCACACAUAUAUUGGUAGAUGAAGUUCACGAAAGGUCUGAAGAAAGUGACUUCUUGCUGCUCAUAUUGAGGGACCUUAUCAAAGUCAGGAAGGAUUUGACGGUCAUACUAAUGAGUGCUACGUUGAAUGCCGAUCUCUUCUCGGAUUACUUUGACAAAGUUCCUGUUUUAGAAAUACCAGGUAGAACAUUCCCAGUGGAACAACUGUUUCUAGAAGAUAUAAUGGAGAUGACCAAUUAUGUUUUAGAAGAGAAUGGUCCAUACGCCAGGAAACUGAAGAAAGGUGACCGCAAACAAGACUUGGAAACGGAACUAGAGACAUGUGACGUCAGAGCCGACGCCAACGAGCCUCCUAAAGUGUCGAUACGCGACGACAACCUUAACAUCGGACAAAUGGUCGCGCGGUACCCCAAGUGUAGCAAGGUCACUUGCAAGAACAUGUACCUUAUGGAUACUGAGAAGAUAAAUUUAGAACUCGUAGAACACGUGCUAACAUACAUAGUGAAAGGUGAUCACCAGUGGCCGCGAGAGGGCGCUAUAUUGGUGUUCUUACCCGGCAUCGCAGAGAUUAUGUCUUUGCAUGACCAACUGGCGGAAAGUCAUACUUUUAGUCCUAAGACCGGAAAAUACCUCCUAGUGCCCCUCCACUCGACACUCUCAAGCGAGGAACAAGCCCUAGUAUUCAGGAAGCCUCGACCGGGCGUCCGUAAGAUCGUGCUGUCCACCAACAUAGCUGAGACUUCUGUCACUAUCGACGACUGUGUGUUUGUCGUUGACUGUGGCAGGAUGAAGGAGAAAAGAUUCGACUCAAACCGCAACAUGGAAUCUUUAGACCUUGUCUGGGUAUCCCGGGCCAACGCGAAACAACGCAAGGGUCGAGCCGGCCGAGUGAUGCCCGGGGUCUGUGUACACCUGUACACUUCACACAGAUAUAACCAUCAUAUACUGGAACAGCCGGUCCCUGAGAUACAUAGGGUGCCUUUAGAACAACUGGUGUUGAAGAUCAAGAUAUUGCCGCUGUUUCAAGAUAUGAGCAUACAUGAAGUAUUAGGCAAAACAGUAGAACCGCCGACGAAACAGAACAUAGAUGGUGCUCUCUCCCGCCUGCAAGACGUCGGGGCACUAGACAAGGCAUACAGUCUGACGGCGCUGGGCAAACAUCUCGCGGCCUUGCCCGUAGACGUCAGAAUAGGCAAACUUAUGCUGUUCGGGGCAAUAUUCUGCUGUGUGGACUCUGCAUUGACUAUGGCAGCGUUUUUGAGCCAUAAAAGUCCUUUUGUUGCACCGUUUGGGAAAAAAACAGAAGCAGACGCGAAAAGGAGAGAAUUUGCAUGCUCUCAAAGUGAUCAGCUUACAACUUUAAGGGCUUAUCGGAAAUGGCAACAAGCAAUGAAAAGCAGUACCCACGCGGCGCUAGUGUUCGCGAACGAGAACUUCCUCUCCCACAAGACGUUACUCAUGUUGGCGGAUAUCAAACAUCAGCUGUUAGGCUUAUUGGCUUCUAUAGGGUUUGUGCCCGACAUGCCCGCACUGAGGAAGAAGAUGAGGAAGGAUUCCGUGGCUAGCCUUACUGGGGACGAGUUAAACACAAACGGCAAUAACGACAAAUUACUGGCAGCUAUUUUGUGUGCAGCUCUAUACCCAAAUGUCGUCAAGGUACUAACCCCCGAAAAAUCGUUCCACAUGCAAGCCGGUGGCGCAAUACCCCGCCAACCGACACCCGACGAGUUGAAGUUCAAAACUAAAACGGAUGGCUACGUAGCUUUACACCCGUCUUCUGUGAAUUCUUCUGUAGGGUACUUUACGAGCCCCUAUCUAGUGUAUCAGGAGAAAGUGAAGACAAGCCGGGUGUUUAUAAGGGAGUGCUCUAUGGUCCCUCAGUUGCCGCUUGUUUUGUUUUCUGGUUGCAGUUUAUCAGUGGAACUCCACAGCGGUACAUUCAUAGUAUCUCUAGAAGAUGGUUGGAUUAUGUUCCAAGUGGAAAAACACGAGGUUGCAGAAAUGCUAAAAACGAUACGAGUUGAACUAAUAAACUUAUUAGAAGAGAAAAUCAACGACCCCAGUUUGAACUUACUACACUACGAGAAAGGUAACCGAAUAAUAAAGACUAUAGUGCAAAUUGUUACUAAGGACUAAUUAGUUAUAACAAAGCGAUCUGUUGUAUUACAACUAAUUUAUGAAUUUAAUACAGGUGCAAUUGAA